UAAUAAGGCUGAGGGGAAUUGUUGUAACCCGUGAAAAUUAGAAAACUGAAAAUGGGUGCGUUAUCUCUAUCUUCAUCUUCUUCCCUGCUCCGCCAUUUUCUUCCACCUAAACCUCCAUCUCUUCCUCCCAAUCUCUUAUUCAAACAAUCCCAUCCCCCUUCUUUUUCCUCAACUCCUCUCCACACUUUAUUCCGUUCCCUAUCUUCUUCAUCCCAAACUAAUUGUCAAGCACCUAUUGCUUCACUCACCUUAGAAACCCCCGAAAAUGUAGUUAUCAAAGAUGAUUCAGAAUUGAAUUCUAAGGAGACCCAGGUUGUCGAAGCUGCGAAAGAGGCAGUGGGUGAAGUGGACUGGGAUUCUUCGGAAAAAUAUCAAGAAUUGGUGGCUAAUUUGCCUAGUCUUUCUACCAAAGAGAAGAAGGAAUUGGCUUCUUAUGCACAUAGUUUGGGGAAAAAACUCAAGUCUCAGCAAGUGGGAAAGGGUGGGGUUACUGAUGCUGUUGCUACUGCUUUGGUUGAAACAUUGGAAGCUAAUGAGCUUCUUAAGGUUAAAAUACAUAGCAACUCUCCGUCAGAACUGGAUGAUGCUGUAAAGCAACUGGAAGGAGCAACUGGCUCUGUUGCAGUUGGUCGAAUCGGUCGGACUGUGAUUCUCUACAGGCCUAGCUUAACAAAGUUGAAGGCGGAGGAGAAAAAGCUUCAAGCUCGGAGAGUUUUCGUGCGAAGACAGCAGGCAUAUAGAUCCUCAUUGCAGAACAAAGCACAAGCCUUUGGGAAAUCUAGAGCAGAAGCUGCAGGACAAUCUGGUGCACGCCGAGGAAGGAGUCGUGCCUCACCAUCUUUAUAAUCUCAAGUAUUGCGGAGGAGACUAAAUUUUUAUGCUUGUUAUACUCAGCUUGAUCGCGGCGCUCAGUUAAUGCUUUCAGCCGGUAAAGUGCUUUAAAGAACUUUGCAAAUUGAGUUUACAAUUAUGCUUGUGUCAUGUAGUACUUGUGAAAAGUCACUUAUCCAACUCCAUAUAUGAAACCAAUGUUGUAUCGUGGUUGGAUAGUAUUUUGUAAUUGACUGCUUUCCUCUUAGAAUAGCCAUACAGAGAGUAGCAUAGUUUUCUUUUAAUGUACUUAUAUGCGCUUUUUGUAGCCAUUGCCACAUGUAUGCUGUUUCGAAUCAAACUACGGUUGGUUUCUUUCCUCAAUGUUGUUGUACCAGGAUUUUGACAUAAAUGCUAUAAUUUCCUGUUAUCUGAGAA
Messenger RNA from Daucus carota subsp. sativus, 1248 nucleotides. RefSeq lists its product as uncharacterized. Gene Ontology annotation, cellular component: chloroplast. The transcript has 3 exons. The record is from RefSeq and is a predicted model, not a curated record. The coding region runs from base 52 to 846 and encodes 264 amino acids. Gene Ontology annotation, molecular function: RNA binding. Lineage: Eukaryota; Viridiplantae; Streptophyta; Magnoliopsida; Apiales; Apiaceae.